Trichoderma citrinoviride is the source of this 1464-nucleotide messenger RNA. RefSeq lists its product as hypothetical. The transcript is spliced from 4 exons. The record is from RefSeq and is a predicted model, not a curated record. Lineage: Eukaryota; Fungi; Ascomycota; Sordariomycetes; Hypocreales; Hypocreaceae. The coding region runs from base 1 to 1458 and encodes 485 amino acids.
AUGAGGCCUACAAUCUUUUACGCCGUGCUUGCUACUUCUGCAGUUCAGGGCGCCGUCCUCAACCGGGAUGCCAAUGGCAAUCUGGCGAGGCCCGACAGUUUCUUGGAUCGUUUAGGACAUGCUUUGGGCAAAGGCAGACAUCGGCACGAGAAUGGGGGUGCCUUCAAUACCAUUAUCACCGCCGUCACUGGAACUACUUCAGUCGCCUCGCCUUUGCUACCGACGACAACUCUCGCCCAAGAGCCACUUACCACGGCAAGUUCUGCUUCCGAGGUCACUUCGGAAGCGACGAUCUCUACAGCCUCUUCAUCGGCACCGAUUAUUUCACAAUCGACGUCCUCGGCGGCAACAACCGUCCCUUCGGAGACGAUUGCAGCCCAAGAAACAUCCGCUACUGCACAGACAACCCCUUCGCCGGUGAUUGUCACUCUUCCCCUGCAGUCAACUGCCCCCGCGGAAACCUCUGUACCAAUCGAAACGGCUGCACCCGUGGAAACGUCUGCCGCUCAAAAGACGACUUCUGCUCUGGACACAACUGCUUCUUCGGAUUCAUUGGCUACUUCAACGACUGUCCUUGCCGUACCCACCGUCCCUCCGGCAGUCUCUUCUCCUCCGGCGAUCACGGUUCCCGAGGCCUCUCCGGUCCAGACGUUCCCUCAGUUUGUCACCCUGAUUCCCGGAGCCGAUCCUGCUGGUGCUCCUCCUGCUGGUGCUCCUUCUGCUGUUGCACCUCCUGCUAGUGCACCUCCUCCUCCUCCACCGGCAAACCCCGUGGUCCUUCCUUCUGUCUUCACUGGGUUCAUUACCCUCAUCCCUGGAGCCCCUCCCGCUGGUGCUCCUCCGCCGGCAACGACUGUUGUGCAAACUCCCCCGGUCCAGACGUUUCCCGGCUUCGUCACACUCAUUCCAGGAGCUCCUCCUGCCGCCCCUCCCCCUCCGCCAGCGACUACCGAAGUACCUCCUCCUCCGGCCGAGACUGUCCCUCCUCCUCCAGCAAGCACCGAGACCGUUCCUCCGGUUGGAACUGUGACUUCGGCCCCGCCCCCGCCGCCUCCGCCUGCGUCAACCACCUCUGCCGUAAACACUUCAGCAGCAGCUUCGUCAAACUCGACCGUCGCAUCAGGGGCAUCGACAUCUGCUGCGGCUCCCACCACUACGGCUCCUCCCGAGACGCCAGCGAUCGCUACUGCUGCACCUGAACCCGCUGCCCCAACUGGGCCAGCCAGCAGCCUCGUACUGGGUAACCUUGCUCCCAGCGCUCCCUCGGCAGAUGAACAGCCAGGUUUCUUCAUCCCUCCCGCAGCACCCACCGUACCCGUGGCUUUCUCCGCGCCGCCGCCCGAUCUCCAAGGAUAUGAGCUGAGCAGCGCGCUCAACUUGGGCGCCUUGGUCGGCGUUCCAGCGGCUAAGCCGACAAAAGUGUCUGCGGCAGCGGCACCUACCCUGGUCAUUGGGUAACUGGCU